Molecule: messenger RNA, 762 nt
Organism: Camellia sinensis
Lineage: Eukaryota; Viridiplantae; Streptophyta; Magnoliopsida; Ericales; Theaceae
Source: RefSeq, a predicted model, not a curated record
AUGGAGCUGUCUUCGUUGAAUCUCACCAACAAUCCAUGUGAGAGGAUAUUUCAUGUUCUCACAAAUUUCAGGUGCCUAUCCUGCUUUGAUGCGGUUGUAGAUGUUACAAAGUUUAGUGCUAAGCCGGAUGGCGAGUCUAAUAGUGCUAUGGCAUUCAUACAGGCAUGUAAUGCAGCAUGCAAAUCAUCAACAGGACCAUCAAACCUUGUGAUUCCACCAGGGCGAUUUAUGGUAGGGAAGACAAUCUUUAAAGGGCCAUACUCAUCAAACCCUGUGACUGUUGAAAUUCAAGAAACCAUAUUGGCAAACUCGAAUAUGUCUGAGUUCGGUGGUAGAGCAUGUCUCUUGUUCCAAGAUGUUGAUGGUUUGACAGUCUUAGGUGGAGGAAUUUUUGAUGGGCAAGGUCAGUCUACAUGGUUGUAUAGCAAUUAUCGUUCGCCUGAUAAUUGCAAUAGUCCUCUAUCAAUCUCUAUCAAAGUCCAGAAGGUAACUAAUGCUGUUAUAUGGGAUACUAAUUUGGUCAAUAGUAAAGGUUUCCACAUGACAAUCACUAGUUGCAGCAACUUCGUAGUUGAACGCCUCAAUAUAACUGCAUCUGAAAAUAGCUUGAAUCCUGAUGAAAAGCAUAUUAGUUGUUCUGAUCAAGUUCGUGUAUCUAAUUCUAUUAUUAGAACAAGUGAUGAUUGCAUUUCUAUUGGUGAAGGCUUAUCUAACGUCAAUAUAUCUGGUAUUACUUGUGGUCCAGGACAUGGCAUCAGAUAA